AGUAAGAGUGAUGGCAAUGCGUUUGAAUAUUCUUUUACAGGAAAAAGAAGACCAGAAGCUUAUGGAGUAAUAUUCAUAGAUGCAAUGGGAGUGAUGCAUAGAUCAUACUUAAACAGAAAAGGAAAGAAUGAGAUAAUCUUAUCAGCUGGGGCAAUUGGAAGCCCACAGUUGUUGAUGCUGAGUGGGAUUGGUCCUGCUAAACAUCUGCAGGCUCAUGGAAUCACGGUGGUUUUGGAUCGGCCCUGGGUGGGUCAAGACAUGGCAGAUAAUCCAAUGAACGUUCUGGUGGUUCCUUCCCCUUUGCCUGUUGAAGUCUCUCUGGUCCAAACAGUGGGCAUCACAAAGUCUGGUAGCUUCAUUGAAACAGGCAGUGGAUUAAGUUUGGGCCCUUCUUGGUCUGAAAGACUUCAAAAGAUUUUUGAAUUUGUGUCAAACCAGUCUGGUCAGCCUUCGACGUUUUCCUCAGAAAACACGCAGAGGGUUGCAGACUUGGUUAGAUUUUUAACGGGUCCAACUCUGAAAGGAGGAAUCAUUAUUGAAAAGAUCACAGGACCACGAUCCACAGGUCAUUUGGAGCUCAUAACCACAAAUCCUAGUGAUAAUCCAUCAGUUACUUUUAAUUAUUUCAAGGAUCCAGAGGAUUUGAGAAUCUGUGUUGAAGGCAUGAAAACCAUCAUUGAUGUGGUAAACUCAAAAGCAUUAUCAAAGUUCCGGUACCCCAACUUGCCAGUCCAAGCUCUAUUGAACUUGAUGUUGCUGAUACCAAUGAACUUGAGGCCAAAACAUGUCAAUACUGCUUAUUCUUUACAACAGUAUUGCAUAGACACUGUGCUAACAAUUUGGCAUUACCAUGGAGGGUGCCUCACUGGUAAAGUUGUUGAUCAUGAUUAUAAGGUUAUUGGGGUCGAAGCUCUGAGGAUAAUUGAUGGAUCCACCUUUUAUCGCUCACCUGGGACUAAUCCUCAAGCCACCGUCAUGAUGCUUGGAAGGUAUAUGGGAGAACAAAUUAUAAACAAAAGAUUCUCCGGUUGACAGAAAAGUGAAGGGAUCAAUUGAGCGCAUAUUUGCUGUUGUUUCUUAUCAGUUUGCUGUGUAGUAUUUGGGUUGUCACUUAGACCUCUUUCUCUUUCUUCUGAAUGCUGUGUCUGUUUAUAGGAGAACAUUUGCACUUGUUCUUUUUUUCUAUUAUAAUAUUUAUUUCAGUAAUAUAAUUGCAAUUUGAUAGAAAAAA
Molecule: messenger RNA, 1231 nt
Organism: Vigna umbellata (rice bean)
Lineage: Eukaryota; Viridiplantae; Streptophyta; Magnoliopsida; Fabales; Fabaceae
Source: RefSeq, a predicted model, not a curated record